CAACAGCUUGAAGAAGAAAAGUCGAGAAAUGAAACUGAAACUUAUCUGGUGACGUCAGAAAGGGGAAUUCCCUGGCGCUGAAGUUAUCUUUCGUCGAACUUGGCAGAAUUAAGGUAGGAGACAUCGCGUGUUUGAAAACUUGCGGAUUUUGUAUUAGUUUGCAGCUUUGAGAAAUAUUCAGACAUUGAACAUGAAUACAAAAUUUUACGAGUCUAUAAUUGCAAAUGAGAGAGAAAAAUUUAAGGUAAAUGAAGCAGCACUAAAGAAAGCUGCCGCUGAUGUUGCUAAAUCAUAUAAUCGGAAAGCUUUAAAGAAAGGCUCUACUUACCUUAAUUACAACUAUGCUGCAAACCGAUGUGCUUAUCUUUAUAAAUAUGCAGAUAUACACACAGGUCUUGUGACCAAAUAUUUCGAAAAUUUGAUUGAAAAAGAAGAAGUUAAAAACUUGCUGGAAUCUAAAAAGAAUUUAAAAAUCUGUUGUCUAGGAGGAGGUCCGGGCACAGAUAUUGUGGGUAUAUUUCGAGCCUUAGCAAAAUAUUCUGCUUUUCAUGAAAAAGUAUCAGAAGUCAGGGUUCUAGAUAUUUGCAAAGGAUGGCGGAAUUCGUUCAAGCGAAUUAUAUCAAGCAUAAAAAAAGGAAAAAUGAAGGGCAUACCAGAAAAUUUUAUUGAUAAGAAAAGAUUUUUUGCUCAUUUGAUCUCUGUCGACCUUCUUGGUGCCUUGCCACAAGGAGUUGUGAAUGUAAUUUCAAAUGCAGAUAUUAUAUGCAUGGUUAAAUUCGUAUCAGCGGUUCUUGGAAAGCCAGAAUCAGUGUCAGCAUUACAGAAUAUUGGAAAAACGUUCAAGCCUGGAACUGUCAUCUUAUUCAUUGAUAAUUUCCAAGGAAAUGUAUCUAAAUCGCUGGAAGAUAUUUCUUCACAGAUUGGACUUGAAAUUACGUUGGGUCCAUUGCAUGAGGUAUUUGUCUGCCGUAAAAGAAAAACUGAUAAGAAAGUAUACAAAUGCAUACCACUGCCUGCUACUAGAGUUUCUGUUGUUGGCUAUGUUAAAAUGUUAACACCACUUAAUCUUAUGGCUGUUAAUUCCUUGCCAGAAAAUAUUUUGAAAGUUGAUAAUGAUGAUGGUUGGUACCCAGAAAGUGAUGAAGAUGAAAGCUUUUCUUCUUCAUUGCGUCCCAUCAAACCCAUUAAAUCUAAUGUUAGACCAAAAGAUUAUAAAUCUGUUCAUAAACCAAACAAUCAGUCACAUUUCACUAGGGCUAAAAACAGUAAACGUUCUUGUACUAAAUGUAACAAAAAGGAACUGAAGACUAACAAAGAUGAAACCUUACGAAAAGAACUUGAAUUGUUAGAUGUUUCCUUAGAAAAGCUACAAAUAGUUCUCAAAAACAGUGAGCGUUCUUGUAUUAUAUGUAACAAAAAUGAACUGAAGACAAGCAAAGAUGAAACCUUACAAAAGGAACUUGAAUUGCUAGUUGUUUCCUUAAAAAAGCUACAAACAAUUCUUUAAAAACUUUUUGAAAUAAAACAUUUGGAAAAAAUACAAGCUGUUGCUGCUGCUGUGGCAGCUAUAAGGUAAUAAAAGGAAAUUAAAAUACUAUAAAAUUUCCAGCAAAAGUGAAAUUAUAAUUUUAUCCUGUUAUGAAUAAUGUUUACCGUCUGAUGACUGUGGACAAGGGUGAAUUUAAAGAAUUUUUAGUUUUUAAAUCUUGCUUUUAUCUUCAGUACCAUUAUCAGUGAAUCAGGUUUUCUAUAAUGUAUGAAGAGUGAAAUGAAUUUGUGUGGAGAAACAGACAGGUCCAUCUUUGAGAUGAUUUUCCAUGCUUUGUCAAUGAAAGACCAAUUAUUAAUAAAUUUGAGACACGUGCUUCUCAUUAAAUGCUUACACAUUAUUUUUAAUGAUUUGAAAUCCAGAUCACUGAUUUCAAGAUCACGAGCAUUCAGUUAAGUGUUUCAUAAGUGAAAAUAUAUUUGGAAUCAAUAAUUGCGUCUGCAUGAAACGUCAGUGUAAUGCAAGAAUUUUAUGAACAGUUUUAUAUGAAAUAUAAUUAUGAUGAAUUUUCUAUAUUUCUGUAAAAUUGAAUUUCUAUGUUAAAUUUAUUAUCUGAGAAUUCUUUAAAAUAUAAAAUUUAAAGAAAGGUAUUAUUAAAUGCUUUAUUACCAUUAAAUGUAAUGCUGUGAAAUUUACAUUUUCUUGUAUAACAUUUUGAUAUGUAAGUUUUAUGUAUUAUGUAGUAUACUGAAUUCUUGAUUAUUUAUGCUAAUUAAUACAGAAGUGCACAAAUAAUUAAAAAUAGUAAAAUGUAAUUAAUUUCUGGGUAUUAUAAAGAAUGUGCUUCAGAAGUUGUAAAUGAAUGGAUAUAAACUGUACUUUUAACACCUUAACUGCUGCUUGACCCACCGGUGGAACAUGAUAGGUUUGUUUAGGAGCCUCAUGAUCCACCAUUGGGUAACAGCAACAUUCACGUUUGCGACCACAAGGGCCACUGGUGAAUCAUCACCUUUUCUGCAGUUUUAUGUGGGAACGUAAAUUUCUUCGGCCUCCAAAUCACUUCGCUCAAGUUGGGCCUUAUGCGUAUUGGCAAAAUUAUUUUAAGGAAUACAGUUCAAUUAAACAUUAUUUUAAUUGAAUUGUAUUCUUUAACACUUACAAUAAAAUUUAUAUAGGUAGUGGUUUUUUUCGAGAAAAAGGUAUUUUGCCUUUUCGAAGAGCCAUGUUGGCAUUUUUUUCAGAGAGUAUAGCAAAUACUCUGAUGAUAUUAAAUGAAAUCCAUUUAUCCAUUGCAAUUUAACAACUUGUGAACUGUUUCAUUUCCCUACAAUACCCAGUCAUGCUUUUAUUCUAUCUUCCACCUUUAUUUUCUAUUCUUCAGUCAUUGCUUCAAGGAUGUCUUGGACUGUUAAAAAUAUAGAAAUUUCAGCAUUCUUAAUGUAAUCUAAGCAUAUUUCUGUUUCCUUCACUUACAUUUUCAAACCUUUGGAUACCAGAUUAAUUCCAGUAAGGCCUGAUGAUAACUCAUUAUCUUCCAUUUUAUGAUAUCACAGAUCAAUUUCUCUAGAUAUAAAUUAGCUUCUUUACAAGUCUUAGCCAGAAGUUUUUUCACAGAGUUUACAAGUUUGGACCUUCAUUUAUUUUUCAGAGAACUUUCAUACGAGAUGAUAUACAUAUACUUAUGAAUGACCAAGUGUUCUUUCUGUAAGUUUUAAAAUAAAAAUUAAAUGCUAGCUGU
Stegodyphus dumicola is the source of this 3227-nucleotide messenger RNA. RefSeq lists its product as uncharacterized. Lineage: Eukaryota; Metazoa; Arthropoda; Arachnida; Araneae; Eresidae. The record is from RefSeq and is a predicted model, not a curated record.